AUGGGCUCUUUAGCUGCCAAGUUGCUCCUGCCCACCGUUAGCAGCCUGGCCUUCCUCCCCACCGUCAGCAUUGCAGCCAAGAGGCAGUUUCACAUGGAGGCCAUGGUCUACUUCUUCACCAUGUUCUUUGUUCUGGUCUGCCAUGCCUGCGAAGGCCCUGGGCUCACCUUCCUUUGUUUCAUGAAGUACGAUCUCCUGCAAUACUUCAGUAUCUUUGGAACUGCCUUAUCCAUGUGGGUCUCACUGAUAGCUCUGGCAGAGUUCGAUGAACCCAAACGAUCAACUUUGGUGAUGUUUGGAGUGCUUACCAUAGCUGUCAGGAUCUACCAUGACCGGUGGGGAUACGGUGUCUACUCUGGACCAAUCGGCACAGCCGUUCUCGUGAUAACAGUCAAAUGGCUGCAAAUGAUGAAGGAGAAGAAAGGGCUGUAUCCAGAUAAGAGCAUCUACACGCAGCAGGUUGGGCCCGGCUUCUGCUUUGGGGCCUUGGCUUUGAUGCUGAGGUUUUUCUUUGAGGACUGGGAUUACACCUACGUGCAUAGCUUCUAUCACUGUGCUCUGGCCAUGUCGUUUGUCCUCCUCCUGCCCAAAGUGAACAAGAAAACGGGCAACGGGGCAGCCCCUGCAAAACUGGACUGCUCAACUCUUUGCUGCUGCGUGUGAGGGAGGACUUGGCCCUUGGAGUGAAGGAUGAAGGGACCUUGUCCAGGCCUGCAGAUGCAGCUAAAAGCAGCACCAUGGGCACUGUUUGGUAUGCCUGAAUUUUGCAGCCUAUCCAGUUCUGAAUUACUGGGCUCUCAAUCAACAGUGUGCUUGGCUCAGCUCAAAAGUUGAGCAGGUCUGCUUUGUUCUUAAGUGAUUCGAAUGGUAAGGCCUCAGGUUGGCUUCUGAAGUACCAGUUGCGUAUAAAUCUAUUAAAGGAAUAGUGUCCUAAGUUACAAUGCUUCUCUUUUACCUUUGCAGGCCAGAGUUAAACACACCAGGUUGCGGAAAGACACGGUUUCCUUCCGAGGACUGGCCCCAUCAUUAACACCAUUGUGUCUGCAGUGCCUUAAUCAACACUUAUUCUUCUGCUCUGAGAGAUGUUUUGGAACAGGGCUCUCCAACCUUGG
Molecule: messenger RNA, 1112 nt
Organism: Pseudonaja textilis
Lineage: Eukaryota; Metazoa; Chordata; Lepidosauria; Squamata; Elapidae
Source: RefSeq, a predicted model, not a curated record